Messenger RNA from Leptopilina heterotoma, 3415 nucleotides. It is a transcript of the gene Rtel1, whose product is annotated as regulator of telomere elongation helicase 1 homolog. Gene Ontology annotation, cellular component: nucleus. The coding region runs from base 165 to 3200 and encodes 1011 amino acids. The transcript is spliced from 13 exons. The record is from RefSeq and is a predicted model, not a curated record. Gene Ontology annotation, biological process: DNA repair; telomeric loop disassembly; regulation of double-strand break repair via homologous recombination. Gene Ontology annotation, molecular function: DNA polymerase binding; DNA helicase activity; hydrolase activity, acting on acid anhydrides, in phosphorus-containing anhydrides. NCBI's taxonomy places the organism in Eukaryota, Metazoa, Arthropoda, Insecta, Hymenoptera, Figitidae.
GCUGACUUGACAUUUGUUUUUGGCGGGAAAAGUGUCAUAAACUUGUCAACGCGUGUUGUGAUCGAAUUUUAACAAUUUUAAUAAUGAAAAGAAUAAAAUAACAUAAAUUGUUUAUACUUUUAGCGUUUUAUUUUGUAUUUUCAAAUUUUAAAGUUGAAAAAAAGAUGACGGAGGUUAAUAUCAAUGGUGUUAAUAUUAAUUUUCCCUUUAAACCUUAUAAAGUUCAGGAGGAUUACAUGUCAAAAGUUUUGGAAUGUCUCCAAAAUGGAAAACACGGUGUUUUGGAGUCACCAACCGGAACCGGUAAAACUUUGUGUCUUCUCUGCUCGUCAUUGAGUUGGCUUACGGUUCGAAAAGCUCAGGCACAAGCACAAUCGCUCGUUGGCACUUAUGAGAAAUCGGAUUUGAAUCAUUUCGCGAAAAAAUUGACCGGCGAAUUGGAAAUUGCCGGUGGAUCUAAAGAUGGGCAGGAAAAUCAAGCGACACCCACGUUCAGUUGGAAUAUGCCGAGAAUUAUUUAUGCCUCGCGAACGCAUUCUCAACUUUCUCAAGCGAUGCAGGAAUUAAAAAGAACUUCCUAUAAACACGUCAAAGUUGCGGUUCUUGGUUCGAGAGAUCAACUUUGCAUUCAUCCCGAGGUGUCGAAGGAACCAAAUUCCUUCAAUAAAAUACAAAUGUGCCAGGCGAAAGUUAAAGCCAGGACUUGUUUUUAUUAUAAUAAUGUCGAAUCUCGAAAAGACGAUCCGAUUUUUCAUCAAGAGAUAUUGGACAUUGAAGAUUUGGCGAAAGCGGGACAAAAAGCAAGAUGCUGUCCGUAUUUUUUGUCGAAAGAAUUAAAGCAACAGGCGGACAUUACUUUCAUGCCGUAUAAUUAUUUAUUAGAUCCAAAGGCGCGAAGAGCGCAGGGAAUUGAGUUGCAGAAUAAUAUUAUUUUACUCGAUGAGGCGCACAAUGUGGAGAAAACUUGCGAGGAAGCCGCUUCUUUGCAGAUCAGCAGUACAGACGUCGCCCUUUGUAUUGACGAAGUAACAUCAGUGAUGAAGGACAUGGCCAAUGAAUUAACAGACGAUGCUUUCUCAGAUUCUCCAAAUGUCGUUAAAGAUUUCACGGCCGAAGAUCUUUUCAUUUUAAAAGCCAUGUUUCUUGAAUUAGAAAAAGCAAUCGACGAAAUUCAAUUGGAUAAAGUCGAUGAGGGAAAAACAUUUCCUGGUUGCUAUAUUUUCGAACUUUUGGAAAAAGCUCAGCUCACACAGGGUAAGGAGCAGUUUGUCAUUGAGAAAUUAGAGAAAAUAAUUCAAUAUUUAUCGACAACAAGUACAUCGCCAUUUGCCAGGAAGGGAAAUGCUUUACAGAAAUUUAACGAUUUGCUGAGAGUCGCUUUUGCUGGUGGUGCUUCCGGUUUUAAAUUGCGGGAAAAAAUAAAGCAAUGCUAUAAAGUUUAUGUACAAUCGGAAGAUCAUAAGAAGAAUAAUAAUCAAAAAAACAUGUGGGAGAAAAAGACUGUCGCGAAAACUGAAGGAAAAUUAAUUAGUUACUGGUGCUUUAGUCCAGGUUUCGGAAUGCAACAAUUGGUCGAUCAAGGUAUUCGAUCGGUAAUUUUAACUAGUGGAACACUUUCGCCGUUAAAACCGUUUAUCUCCGAACUUGGAAUUCCAAUUGGAGUUCAAUUGGAAAAUCCUCACAUUGUUACUGGAAAACAAGUGUGCGUUGGAAUUCUUUCUCAGGGUCCAGAUUCGGAACCACUUAAUUCUUCGUACAAUACGAGAAAUAAUCCGAAAUAUUUGGCUUCACUUGGACAGACGGUUUACAAUUUUAGUGCCUUAAUUCCUAAUGGGUUACUCGUCUUUUUUCCAUCUUAUCCAAUUAUGAAAAGAUGCCAGGAGGAAUGGCAAAAUUUGGGACUUUGGACAAAAAUUUCUGAACGCAAGCCAAUAUUUGUCGAGCCACAAUCAAAGGACACGUUUGUCAGUACAAUGAACGAGUACUAUGAGAAAAUUCGCGAUCCUUCGUGUAGGGGGGCAAUUUUUUUGGCCGUUUGCAGAGGAAAAGUCAGUGAGGGUCUCGAUUUCGCGGACGCAAACGGACGAGCAGUUUUAAUCACUGGCCUUCCAUUUCCACCGUUAAUGGAUCCAAGAGUUAUUUUGAAAAGGAAAUAUCUCGAGGAAAAUAAAUUAAAGGACAGAGAAAAUUUAACCGGACAACAAUGGUAUCAACUCGAGGCGUCAAGAGCUGUGAAUCAAGCGAUAGGACGAAUUAUUCGACACAAAGACGAUUAUGGAGCGAUAAUUUUUUGCGACUGUCGAUUUGACAGUGCGCAAUUUAAAAGUCAAUUGUCCGCCUGGAUUCGUCCGCAUAUUAAAAAAUUCCCUAAUUUCGGCGUCAUGGUGAAGGAAAUAAAAGAGUUUUAUCGUUAUACGGAAAGCGCCUUGCCACAACCGAAAUUAAAAUCGAAAAUAAAAGCCGACGACAUAUCAUUGCCAGCGGUUCCGGCGCGUUUUAAUUCCAUCACUACCGGUAUUAAGCGAAAUAUCGAAACAAAACCAAUUGCAAAAGAAGAGGAAGACACAUUCGUUCCCGAUAUGUAUGCAAUAAAACCAACCGAAACACCAAAAAUCACGAAAUCGACGUCAAAUAAUAUUUUCUCCGAAUCAUCGACGUCUGUGAUUAAUUUUAAUAAUUGUAAAAUAAACAGUCCAUUGGUCUCUUGUAAUUUACUGGCCAAUUUAGAAAAACCGAUUGUGACGAAAAAACGAAAAUUCGAAACUAUGGUGAAAAAUUUCGAACCAAUGGAACCACAACCAUCAACAUCAAGAGUUUCAUCGAAUUCGAAUAAUAAUUUUCAUCAAAUGGAAAAAUUGCCGAUAAAAACUAAUAAUGACACUAAAAAUCAUAACUCAAGUUCAGAGAAUAAUUGUCAAAAUGGUGAGAAAAAAAGUCCCACGGAACGAAAAAGGGAAAUUGGAAAAUUUUAUCUCAAAACGGUGAAAGAAUCAUUAAGCACGGAAAAUUAUAAACUAUUCGGAAAAAUGAUUCGAGAAUACACCAACGAAGAAAAUUUCCAAAAAUUAUUAAAAUCAUUGAUGGAAUUAUUUUAUCAGGAUAAGAAACUAUUUCCCCUGUUUAUUGGCUUCAGGAGUUUUGUGAAAAAACAACACGUUGAGUUAUUCGACACCCAAGUGACGUUGUUGCAGAGAAAAUAAAUUAUUUAUUGUCUACAGUUAAUAAUUUUGUAUAAUUAUAUAUUUAUAACUAUAGGAGCUAAUGGAAAACGAGGGUAUAAUUUUAUAAAAGAAUUAUCGUCUAUAAAAAAGAAAUCUCACCGGAGUGAUUAAAAUCACUGAAUAUUUCAAGUAAUUUCGUUUAUAUAAUAAUUUCAUCAAAAAUAAUAAAUAAAAAGUAUUUUACAAAUUUUAAA